AUGGUUGCCGAAGGAGCUAUUAGUGAUCCAAAUGAUCCAGAAUUAUUAGAUGCAAUGAAAUAUUUGGCUUUACCAAGCGAAGAAAAAAUCAAACUUCGAUCUCAACCAUUUGAUGCUAAAAAAGCAUGUUGGGUACCUGAUCCAAAGGAAUCGUUUAUUGCUGCCGACAUUGAAAGUACGCAAGAUAAUCAAGUUACAGUUAAGACAUGCAAGGGAGAAACAAGAACAGUGAAGAAAGAUGAUGUUCAAGAAAUGAAUCCGCCAAAAUACUGGUGUAUUGAUGAUAUGGCUGAUUUAACCUAUUUGAAUGAUGCUUCAGUUUUGGCUACUUUACGUGAUCGUUAUUCACGAUGGCUUAUCUAUACUUAUUCAGGAUUAUUUUGUGUUGUCAUUAAUCCAUAUAAACGUUUACCAAUCUAUACUAUGAAGGUAGUACUUGCAUAUCGUGGCAAGAAACGUACUGAAGUCGCACCACAUUUAUAUGCUAUUUCUGACAAUGCUUAUGCUAAUAUGCUUCGAGAUCGUGAAAAUCAAUCGAUGUUGAUCACAGGUGAAUCAGGUGCUGGUAAAACAGAAAAUACGAAAAAAGUCAUUCAAUAUUUUGCAUUGGUCGCUGCGGCCGGAACUAAAAAAGAAGAUGAUGGAAAGAAAACUAUGACACUUGAAGAUCAAAUUGUGUCAGCUAAUCCUGUUUUGGAAGCUUAUGGUAAUGCAAAAACUACUCGUAAUAAUAACUCAUCUCGAUUUGGUAAAUUCAUUCGUAUUCACUUCGGUCCCAAUGGUAAAAUUGCUGGUGCUGAUAUUGAAGUAUAUCUAUUAGAAAAAUCUCGUGUCAUUUUUCAACAACCAGCUGAGCGUAACUAUCAUAUUUUCUAUCAAAUUUGCUCAAAUGCAUUUCCAGAAUAUCAUGAAAUGUGUUUAAUUGGAAAUGAUCCAUCGAAAUACUUUUACGUAGCUCAAGGUAUGCUUACCAUCGAUGGUAUAGACGAUGCUGAAGAAAUGCGACUUACUGAUGAAGCUUUUGAUAUUCUCGGCUUUACAAGGGAUGAAAAGAUCAAUUUAUUCAAAUGUACUUCAUCUAUAAUGCAUUUUGGUAAUUCUCAAUGGAAACAACGACCUCGAGAAGAACAAGCUGAAACUGAAGGUACAGAAGAGGUCGAAAAAGUUGCUCAUUUACUUGGUGUUGAAGCAGCUGACCUUAUUAAAGGUUUACUUAAGCCUCGUAUUAAGGUCGGUAAUGAAUAUGUUAACAAAGGUCAAAAUAAAGAUCAAGUCAUUAACUCGAUUGGUGCUCUUUCGAAAUCGAUCUAUUUCCGUAUAUUUACUUGGUUAGUCGACCGUGUUAACGUAACACUCGAUGUCAAAGCUAAACGACAAUAUUUUAUUGGUGUACUCGAUAUUGCUGGUUUUGAAAUUUUCGAAUUCAAUGGCUUUGAACAAUUAUGUAUUAAUUAUACAAAUGAACGUCUUCAACAAUUCUUCAAUCAUCAUAUGUUUGUAUUAGAACAAGAAGAAUAUAAAAAAGAAGGCAUAAAUUGGGUAUUUAUUGAUUUUGGUAUGGAUUUACAAGCUUGUAUUGAUCUUAUCGAAAAGCCUAUGGGUAUUCUUUCCAUUCUUGAAGAAGAAUGUAUCGUACCAAAAGCUACUGAUAAGACAUUUGUUGAAAAACUUUACAAUAAUCAUUUGGGAAAACAUGCAAUGUUUGGUAAACCCAAGCCUAGUAAAGGAAAAGCAGAAGCUCAUUUUGAUAUUCAUCAUUAUGCUGGUACUGUAUCAUAUACUGCAACAUCAUGGCUUGAAAAGAAUAAAGAUCCUAUUAACAAUACUGUUGCUACUCUCUUUGCUAAAUCGAAAAAUGCUCUUCUAAGUAUUCUCUUUGCUGAUGUUAUUGAAGAAGAAGGUGCUGGUAAAGGUGGUGGUAAAAAGAAAGGUGGUGGUAGUAUGCAAACUAUUUCAGCUACACAUCGUGAACAAUUAAAUAAAUUAAUGAAUAAUUUAAAACAAACACAUCCACAUUUUGUUCGUUGUAUUAUUCCGAAUGAAAUUAAGACUGGAGGUGUACUUGAUUCACAUUUAGUUAUGCAUCAAUUGACAUGUAAUGGUGUACUUGAAGGUAUUCGUAUUUGUCGUAAAGGUUUUCCAAAUCGUAUGAUUUAUUCGGAAUUUAAACAACGUUAUUCAAUAUUAGCACCAAAUGCUAUACCAAAAGGUUUUGUUGAUGCAAAAAAAGCAACAGAAAAUAUUCUUAAAGAUUGUCAAUUAAAUGAAGAGUUAUAUCGUUGUGGUUCAACAAAAGUUUUCUUUCGAGCAGGUACAUUAGGUCAAUUAGAAGAUAUGCGUGAUACGGCUUUAUCAAAGAUUGUUGCUGCUUUACAAGGACAAGUACGUGGUUAUAUUAUGAAAAAGGAAUAUAAGAAAAUGUUAGAAAAACGUAUUGCUUUAACUGUAUUACAACGUAAUUGUCGUAAAUACUUAUCAUUACGUAAUUGGCCAUGGUGGAAAUUAUAUACAAAAGUUAAACCAUUAUUAUCGGUUGCUCGUCAAGAAGAAGAAAUGAAGAAAAUGGAAGAAGAAUUUAAAACACUUAAAGAAACUUUAGAAAAAGAAGAAAAAUUAAGAAAAGAAGUCGAAGAUCAAAAUUCAAAAUUAAUUCGAGAAAAAAAUGAUUUACUCUCACAAUUGGAAUUUGCACAAGUUGGUUCAUCAGAAUCUGAAGAACGUUUAACACGUUUAGUAACGGAAAAAGCUGAUCUUGAACAAACAAUCAAAGAAUUAGAAGAACGUUUUAGUCAAGAAGAAGAUAGUGCUCAACAAUUAAAUAAUAAGAAAAAGAAACUUGAACAAGAUAUUGAUACAUUAAAAAAAGAUAUUGAUGAUAUGCAAAUGUGUUUAAUUGGAAAUGAUCCAUCGAAAUACUUCUACGUAGCUCAAGGUAUGCUUACCAUCGAUGGUGUGGACGAUGCUGAAGAAAUGCGACUUACUGAUGAAGCUUUUGACAUCCUCGGGUUUACAAGGGAUGAAAAGAUCAAUUUAUUCAAAUGUACUGCAUCUAUAAUGCAUUUUGGUAAUUCUCAAUGGAAGCAACGACCUCGAGAAGAACAAGCUGAAACUGAAGGUACAGAAGAAGUCGAAAAAGUUGCUCAUUUACUUGGUGUUGAAGCAGCUGAUCUUAUUAAAGGUUUACUUAAACCUCGUAUUAAGGUCGGUAAUGAAUAUGUCAACAAAGGUCAAAAUAAAGAUCAAGUCAUUAACUCUAUUGGUGCUCUUUCAAAAUCGAUCUAUUUUCGUAUAUUUACUUGGUUAGUCGAUCGUGUUAACGUAACGCUCGAUGUCAAAGCUAAACGACAAUAUUUUAUUGGUGUACUCGACAUUGCUGGUUUUGAAAUUUUCGAGUUCAAUGGCUUUGAACAAUUAUGUAUUAACUAUACAAAUGAACGUCUUCAACAAUUCUUCAAUCAUCAUAUGUUUGUAUUAGAACAAGAAGAAUAUAAAAAAGAAGGCAUACAAUGGACAUUUAUUGAUUUUGGUAUGGAUUUACAAGCUUGUAUUGAUCUUAUCGAAAAGCCUAUGGGUAUUCUUUCAAUUCUUGAAGAAGAAUGUAUCGUACCAAAAGCUACAGAUAAGACAUUUGUUGAAAAACUUUAUACUAAUCAUUUGGGUAAACAUCCACAAUUUGAAACUUUAGAAAAAGAAGAAAAAUUAAGAAAAGAAGUCGAAGAUCAAAAUUCAAAAUUAAUUCGAGAAAAAAAUGAUUUACUCUCACAAUUGGAAUUCGCACAAGUUGGUUCAUCAGAAUCUGAAGAACGUUUAACACGUUUAGUAACGGAAAAAGCUGAUCUUGAACAAACAAUCAAAGAAUUAGAAGAACGUUUUAGUCAAGAAGAAGAUAGUGCUCAACAAUUAAAUAAUAAGAAAAAGAAACUUGAACAAGAUAUUGAUACAUUAAAAAAAGAUAUUGAUGAUAUGCGUUUAAAUUUAAAUAAAUCUGAAAAUGAAGUUAAAUCACGUGAUACUCAAAUUCAUACAUUACAAGAUGAAAUAGCUCAUCAAGAUGAAAAUAUUGCUAAAUUAACACGUGAACGUAAACGUCUUGAAGAACAAAAUGCUAAAACAACUGAACAAGUACAAGCUGAAGAAGAUAAAGUUAAUCAUUUAAAUAAAUUAAAAGCUAAACUUGAACAAACACUUGAUGAAUUAGAAGAUAGUUUAGAACGUGAAAAGAAAGCUCGUGUUGAUUUAGAUAAAUCAAAACGAAAACUUGAAACAGAUUUAAAAGCAUUACAAAGUAGUUUAGAAGAAUUAGACAAAUCAAAACGUGAAUUACAAGAAACACUUAAACGUAAAGAUCAAGAAAUUCAACAAAUGGGUGGACGUCUUGAAGAUGAACAAGGACAAGCAACAAGUCUUGGCAAGAAGAUCAAAGAAUCACAACAUCGUAUUGAAGAAUUAGAAGAAGAAGUUGAAAAUGAACGACAAGCUAGAAAUAAAGCUGAAAAACAACGAGCUGAUUUAGCACGUGAAAUUGAUGAAAUGGGUGAUCGAUUACAAGAAGCUGGUGGUGCAACAACAUCUCAAGUUGAAAUGAACAAGAAACGUGAAUCAGAAUUACAAAAACUUCGUCGUGAUUUAGAAGAAGCCACUCUUCAACAUGAAGCUACAGUUGCACAAUUGAGAAAGAAACAUCAAGAUGCUGUUACUGAAAUGGGCGAACAAAUUGAUCAAUUACAAAAAUUGAAGAAUAAAUUAGAAAAAGACAAACAAACAGCUAAAUCUGAAUUAGAUGAUUUACGUACACAAAUUGAACAUUUACAUAAAGGCAAAACAACAUCAGAAAAACUUUCAAAACAACUUGAACAACAAUUAACUGAUAUUCAAAUAAAACUUGAAGAUCAUGUUAAACAAAUAACUGAAUUAACUCAUUUUAAAACAAAAUUAACAGGUGAAAAUUCAACUUUAACUAGACAAGUUGAAGAAUUUGAAUCUCAAAUUGGAACAUUAACUAAAGCUAAAACACAAUUACAACAACAACUUGAUGACACUAAACGAUCACUUGAUGAUGAAUUACGCGGCAAAGGUUCAGUUAAUUCACAAAUACGUAAUUUAACAGCUGAUCUUGAACAAGCACGUGAACAACUUGAUGAAGAACAAGAAACUAAGAGUGAACUUCAAAAACUAGUUACAAGACUCACUGCUGAAGUACAACAAUGGAGAGCUCGUUUUGAAUCUGAAGGUGUUGCUCGUAGUGAAGAACUUGAAGAAGCUAAACGAAAAUUAGCUGCUAAAUUAAGUGAAGCUGAAGAACAAGUUGAAGCUGCUUUGAAUAAAUGUAAUGCUUUAGAAAAAGUUAAAGCACGUCUUCAAGGUGAAGUUGAAGAUCUUAUGGUUGAUGUUGAACGUGCUAAUUCGAAUGCAUCUUCUAUGGAUAAGAAACAGAAACAAUUUGAUAAAUUAAUUAGUGAAUGGAAACAAAAAUGUGAAGAUAUUACUAUUGAACUUGAAACAUCACAAAAAGAAGCACGAUUCUUUUCAACAGAAUUAUUUAAACUUAAAACACAAUAUGAAGAAUCACAAGAACAAAUUGAAUCACUUCGUAAAGAAAACCGAAAUUUGGCUGAUGAAAUUAAAGAUCUUAUUGGUCAAUUAAGUGAUGGUGGAAAAUCAGUUCAUGAAUUAGAAAAAGCUCGUAAACGUGCUGAAUUAGAAAAAGAAGAAUUACAAACUGCAUUAGAAGAUGCUGAAACAUCACUUCAACAAGAAGAAGCUAAAGUACUUCGUGUUCAAAUGGAAUUAAGUAUUGUUCGACAAGAAAUCGAUCGACGACUUCAUGAAAAAGACGAAGAAUUCGAAAAUACAAGACGUAAUCAUCAACGUUCACUUGAAUCAAUGCAAGCUAGUUUAGACGCUGAAUCACGAUCAAAAGCUGAAGCACUUAAACAGAAAAAGAAACUUGAAUCCGAUAUCAAUGAACUUGAAGUUGCACUUGAUCAUGCUAAUCAUUCACAAAUACGUAAUUUAACAUCUGAUCUUGAACAAGCACGUGAACAACUUGAUGAAGAACAAGAAGCCAAGAGUGAAUUUCAAAAAACAGUUACUAGACUCAAUGCUGAAGUACAACAAUGGAGAGCUCGUUUUGAAUCUGAAGGUGUUGCUCGUAGUGAAGAACUUGAAGAAGCUAAACGAAAAUUAGCUGCUAAACUAACUGAAGCUGAAGAACAAGUUGAAGCUGCAUUGAGUAAAUGUAAUGCUUUAGAAAAAGUUAAAACACGUCUUCAAAGUGAAGUUGAAGAUCUUAUGGUGGAUGUUGAACGUGCUAAUUCAAAUGCAUCUGCUAUGGAUAAGAAACAGAAACAAUUUGAUAAAUUAAUUAGUGAAUGGAGACAAAAAUGCGAAGAUAUUACUAUUGAACUUGAAACAUCACAGAAAGAAGCACGACACUUUUCAACGGAACUAUUUAAACUUAAAACACAAUAUGAAGAAUCACAAGAACAAAUUGAAGCACUUCGUAAAGAAAACCGAAAUUUGGCUGAUGAAAUUAAAGAUCUUAUUGAUCAAUUAAGUGAUGGUGGAAAAUCAGUUCAUGAAUUAGAAAAAGCUCGUAAACGUGCUGAAUUAGAAAAAGAAGAAUUACAAGCUGCAUUAGAAGAUGCUGAAUCAACACUUGAGCAAGAAGAAGCUAAAGUACUUCGUGUUCAAAUGGAAUUAAGUACUAUUCGACAAGAAAUUGAUCGAAGACUUCAUGAAAAAGAAGAAGAAUUUGAAAAUACAAGACGUAAUCAUCAACGUGCACUUGAAUCAAUGCAAGCCAGUUUAGAAGCUGAAUCACGAUCAAAAGCUGAAGCACUUAAACAGAAAAAGAAACUUGAAUCAGAUAUCAAUGAACUUGAAGUUGCACUUGAUCAUGCCAAUCGUACAAAUGCUGAUUUACAAAAAACAUUAAAACGACUUCAAGUAACCAUUACUGAAUUAGAAACACAAGUUGAAGAAGAACAACGACAACGUGAUGAAGCUCGUGAAGCAGCUGCUGCAGCUGAACGUCGUGCUAAUCUUAUAGCUGGUGAACUUGAAGAAUUACGUACAGCUUUAGAACAAGCUGAACGUGCACGUAAAGCAGCUGAAAAUGAAUUACAUGAUGCAGCUGAUCGUAUUAGUGAUAUAAGCACACAAAAUGCUAAUUUAGCUUCACAACGACGACAACUUGAAUCAACAAUUGCUGCUAUGCAAGCUGAUUUAGAUGAAGCUGUUAGUGAACUUAAAAAUAGUGAAGAACGUGCUAAGAAAGCUGGUGCUGAUGCUUCACGUCUUGUUGAAGAAUUACGUCAAGAACAAGAACAUGCUUUACAAGUUGAACGUUUACGUAAAGGUCUCGAACAACAAGUUAAAGAUCUUCAAAUACGUCUUGAUGAAGCCGAAGCUAAUUCACUUAAAGGUGGAAAACGCAUUAUUGUUAAACUUGAACAACGUAUUCAUGAAUUAGAAACUGAAAAUGAAUUAGAACAAAAUCGUCAUCAAGAAACACUUAAAGAAUUACGUAAAAAUGAUAGACGUUUGAAAGAACUUGCAUUUCAAACGGAAGAAGAUCGUAAGAAUCAAUUACGUUUACAAGAUCUUAGUGAAAAAUUACAAUCAAAGGUUAAAGUCUAUAAACGACAAGUAGAAGAAGCUGAGGAAAUCGCUGCCCUUAAUUUGGCUAAAUUUCGUAAAACUCAAACAGAACUUGAAGAAUCAGCUGAACGUGCUGAUUCAGCUGAAAACCAACUUGGAAAAUUACGUGCCAAAAAUCGAUCAUCUGUUAGUGUAAGCCGCACCUCAGAAACUCAUGAAUUUCGUGAAUCAAGUACAGCAUUACGAGCAGCUUCAGCCAUGCGUGCUAGUUCAGUUCGUCAACGUUAA
This is a messenger RNA of Rotaria sp. Silwood2, 7890 nucleotides long. The record is from the annotation of a GenBank genome assembly. Lineage: Eukaryota; Metazoa; Rotifera; Eurotatoria; Philodinida; Philodinidae.